This is a messenger RNA of Didymodactylos carnosus, 750 nucleotides long. Lineage: Eukaryota; Metazoa; Rotifera; Eurotatoria; Philodinida; Philodinidae. The record is from the annotation of a GenBank genome assembly.
AUGUAUGAUGAUGUUAUCGAGGUGAGGAUGUUAAAUGAACAAUUUGAAGAAUACUCUGACCACAUUUUGAGUAUUAAACAAGAGACAGAAGAUUGUUUGGAAGCGCUUAGUUUAGUAUGGACGUAUCUGGAAACAGAUGAUGAUUUUCAGCAAUGGCUAAGACAGUCCGAAGAUAAGGAGCGCUUGCCUCCUAAUACAGUGCAAACCCUACGAGCUCUUCAUAGACUUCAGGAGCUGUUGAAAGUAGAAUCUGAGAAAGUGUACGGAACGUUUCAAUACCAUUUAUCCGCUAAUCCAUAUCAUAUUCUUGGGCGCUUACAAUAUACGACCGCAAACCGGGAUAAAGCACAAUACAAGUCUCUGUUGAACCUACAACAAAAGCAACACUAUACCGAUUUGUCUGAUACACCCAUAUAUUCUAUGGAUAUUGAUAUCACACCAGACUAUAUAUGUGUACUUCGCGAAUUGGCUUCUAUAUUUGUGUGCAGUAUUGCCGGACAAAUCGCCAUCUAUCAUAUAUUAAGUGCAACAAAGUUAUUCUGUCGACGAAAAUUUCAGUUACAGAACGCAACGAAUAUUAGUAGCUUGACAGUAACUCAUUUAUAUAUAAUUAUAUUUGAAAAAGAUGGAGACAGCUUGUCGUUCUAUUCACAUUUCGGUGAUCUACUGCGUGAGUAUGACGUUAAACCAAGGGGGAAAAGGCGGCUCCGGGAGCUUUCCGGAGCCGCUGAAAUGCUUUCCGGAGCUUAA